UAUACCUACUUACAUAACGGUAGACUACCUAACUUUACUAAUUUGCAUAAUUUUUAUUUAUAGUGUUAAAAAUUGAUUAUGCAAGUAUUUGCACCUAUCCGACCACCCAAACUUGUGCGCUGUAUACAUUCACUUCAUUAAUUCCAUUUGGCAUAUAGGUUUAAAAACCUUAAGUACGAGUUUACUUCCUGUCUGUUCCCAAACUUCAGCCGAUAUAAAUAGUGUAAAUCUGUUCUCUAUAAUCAGUCACAGUCAGAACCCGACGAAAACACAUCAACAAUGGCAUCCAAGUUCGUAGUCCUCGCUCUCUUCGUAGCGGUCGCCCACGGCAGCGGCCUCAACGGCUACAGCAGCAGCAGCUUCUCCUACGGAGUAUCGGACCCCUACACCGGCGACGUCAAGAGCCAGACCGAGAACCGCGUCGGUGACAACGUUGUUGGGCAAUACUCUCUGUUGGAAUCCGACGGCACCCGCCGUACUGUGGACUACGCAGCUGAUGCACACAACGGUUUCAACGCUGUUGUCCGUAAAGACCCGGCUGUGAUCGCCGCUCCCGCUGUUGUCUCCGCUCCUGCUGUUGUUGCCGCCGCUCCUGCCAUUGCCGCCGCUCCCGCUGGUUGGGGAUACGCCGCACGUACUGUUGCCGCUGCCCCCGCCGCUUCCUGGGGAUACGCCGCCGGCGUAGCGCCCGUAGCCUACGGUGCUGCUGCCGCUCCCCUUGCCUACAACUCCUACGCCGCCUCUCCUCUGGCCUACAACUCUUACUCCGCUCCGCUCGCCUCUGGUGUCGUCGCCGCUCCCGUCGGUGGUGCUAUCGGCUACGGUGCCCACGGUAUCGCUCGUCUUGGCUGGUAAUCCAUUAGGACUUAGGAGUUCUUCGAAGUGCUGUGAUUUGUUUGUAAAUAUGAAACCUCCGCGAAAGAAAAUUAAAUUGGAUAUUAUUUAAAUACAUUUUGUUUUACUGC
Messenger RNA from Maniola jurtina (meadow brown), 965 nucleotides. Its product is annotated as larval/pupal rigid cuticle protein 66-like. The transcript is spliced from 2 exons. The record is from RefSeq and is a predicted model, not a curated record. NCBI's taxonomy places the organism in Eukaryota, Metazoa, Arthropoda, Insecta, Lepidoptera, Nymphalidae. Bases 280 to 855 code for a protein of 191 amino acids. Gene Ontology annotation, cellular component: extracellular matrix.